CGGCAUGCGCAUGGCGGUAGCUGGAGCCGUGGCAGCGUAUCGCUUCCACCCGCACGCCGCCGGCGUCGGCCGCUCGAUGGCGUUUCCCCGCCCGUCGCCGUCGGGGUCCGGCUGCCCAUACGGCCGCUCUGGAGCCUCGUUGAGCUCUCCCGCCUUUGGUGCGGCCGCCGGGCCCGAGGUGCUUAUGCAGCAGCUAGACGUCCUGGACUACUUGUCGGACGACGGCGGGGUGCCCGGCACGGCCGGCGCACCGCUGCCGGUAGAAGCGCCGGUUGUGCCGGAUGUUGGUUACUCUGAUCAUACGAGUAGGGCGGCCGCGGUGGCGGUGGCGGCGAGCGGCAAGAUCGCGUUUCGGACGAGGUCGGAGGAGGAGAUACUGGAUGACGGCUACAAGUGGAGGAAGUACGGCAAGAAGUCUGUCAAGAACAGCCCUAAUCCAAGGAACUACUAUCGGUGUUCAACGGAGGGGUGCAACGUGAAGAAGAGGGUAGAGAGAGACAAAGAUGACGCAAACUAUGUUGUGACGAUGUAUGAGGGGGUUCACAACCACGCGAGCCCUGGCAUGAUUUACUAUGCUGCUCAAGAUCCUGCUUCAGGUCGCUUCUUCGUUACUGGGACACAUCACCUAGCUCCUUGAUCAAUCACUGAAUAAUAUUAGCGUUUGAGUGGUCUUACUAGAAUGGAACUUAAUGGAUUUGCUUGUAAACUUGUGCAAUACCUCUUCAAACUGUACAUGCAUCGGUGUCCCCAAAAUGUGACAUUAUAUUUUGGAGAGUAGAUCAAUCUUUUCGUUCUAGUGACAUCAACAAUAGCAUAAGGCUUGUUCACUUUUUUCUCCUAUAGAGGACGGUUGGUUCACUAAACUAAGGUUUUCUUAGGAGAUGGGAUUGUAUGCAAUCAC
This is a messenger RNA of Hordeum vulgare subsp. vulgare (domesticated barley), 901 nucleotides long. Its product is annotated as WRKY transcription factor SUSIBA2-like. The record is from RefSeq and is a predicted model, not a curated record. Lineage: Eukaryota; Viridiplantae; Streptophyta; Magnoliopsida; Poales; Poaceae. Bases 5 to 637 code for a protein of 210 amino acids. Gene Ontology annotation, biological process: regulation of DNA-templated transcription. Gene Ontology annotation, molecular function: sequence-specific DNA binding; DNA-binding transcription factor activity. The transcript has 3 exons.